GCUCAGGAUGUUCGGGGCUGCCUUGGCCGCUUAUCGCUUUGUCGGUCGAGUCAAGGGGCGGUUUUCGGAGUAUGCCAAGAAGAGAAAGGCUUUGAAGUUAGCUCGCGAGAAAGCUGCUUCCAGGAGCUCACGGCGACUAGAACGUGCCUUCGCCUAUGACGAGUAUGAAGAAGAGGAAGCAGAAGAAGAAGUCCGAACGGAUGAUGAGGAACUCGUCGAUGACAUGGAGGAUGAAGAAAAAGAGCGCCCCAUGUUCGGCGAUUUGGAGCUGCGACCAGAUGCAGACGGAGAUUCACAGAUGCGUGAAAGCCGCGAUGAAAAUCAGCUCACUGAGUGGGACGAGGUUCUCUCAGAUGGAGAAAUCGAGGAGUUGAAUCAGCUGGUCCGGGAGCUGCAACCAAAACUUCAAGCGCCUGAGGAGAUUCAUGCUCAGGACUUGCGAAUUCGAAGAGAGAUGGUCAAGCGCCGGCCGCUCAUCAAGUUCAACGCAGUCCUGUUCUUCGGAGAGGGCGCUCGUUCGGCACGAGGAUGCGGUAUUGAUGGAGCCGGGGCUCUAUGGAGCUGCCCCGGGAAGCCGAGACCGCGGCACAUCCCGCAGUUCAUCAUCGUGACAGGUCACAAGCAAAGAAAUCGAGGGAACAUGGGCAUCAACGGCUUUUACCAGCGAUUCGACGAGGAUUUUCACGGUCGGCCUGUCUACCAGAAGAUCAUGGAGAGGCGGCAAGUGAGGAAUCACCAAGUGACAGAGACCGGCGACCUGGAACUUACCGCAGAGGACAAGUUCAUCCGUGUCUGGAAGCCACGCUCACAAGAAGCCCUGGUGCUUUCGAGGCGUUUCCAGACCGUGAGUGAAGUGCCCACGGAGGAUGCCGAGGACGUCAUGGUCUACCCGAAGCUUCUGGCCUCGAAGGAGAACUGGUUCCUCUUCUUCGAUGACCGACGGGGCGCUUGGUGCAUCGGUCCCGCCAUUGGUGCCAUCGAGAUCUAUGCCAAGUGCUUCACAGUCGAAGAGGCCAUCCCCUGCAAUUUGGGAGAAUGGCAGAUGUGGGACAUCGGCAGGAAGGAAUGGUACACCAACAAGGGCAUUCGCCUCAUCAAGGUGGGCUGAGGCCUGGGCCACCUUUGAAUUUUUAGGCCUUGAAAAUCGUAAAUCUGGAAAUUGCAGCAGAGUAUAGUAGAGUCUCAGUUGAAU
Molecule: messenger RNA, 1192 nt
Organism: Cladocopium goreaui
Lineage: Eukaryota; Dinophyceae; Suessiales; Symbiodiniaceae
Source: the annotation of a GenBank genome assembly